Messenger RNA from Acyrthosiphon pisum (pea aphid), 11152 nucleotides. It is a transcript of the gene LanA, whose product is annotated as laminin subunit alpha. Gene Ontology annotation, biological process: substrate adhesion-dependent cell spreading; axon guidance; basement membrane assembly. Gene Ontology annotation, cellular component: laminin trimer. NCBI's taxonomy places the organism in Eukaryota, Metazoa, Arthropoda, Insecta, Hemiptera, Aphididae. The transcript has 50 exons. Bases 134 to 10774 code for a protein of 3546 amino acids. The record is from RefSeq and is a predicted model, not a curated record.
UUUGUUUUUAUAUACAUUGACGUUCUAGGUAUGCGAUCAUUGUGACGAUAGUCGUCCAGACAAAUCUCAUCCGCCAGAAUAUGCAGUCGAUGGACAAGAAACAUGGUGGCAGAGUCCACCUUUAUCCAGAGGAAUGAAGUACAACGAGAUUAAUUUAACAAUCGAUUUAGGCCAGGAAUUUCAUGUCGCUUAUGUUGUUGUUAAAAUGGGUAACUCACCUAGGCCGGGUGUUUGGGUACUUGAAAGAUCAGCAGAUCACGGACAAACAUACCUUCCGUGGCAAUAUUUUGCUGACACUGUUGCAGACUGUGAAUCAUAUUUUGGAAAGGAAAGCAUUAAACCCAUUUCGUCCGAUGAUUCGGUUAUUUGUGACACAUCGGUUUCAAAAAUUGUGCCAUUAGAAAAUGGUGAAAUAUUUGUGAAGCUUUUGUCUAAUAGACCUUCAGCAAACAACUUUUUUAAUUCUUACGCAUUACAAGAAUUUACCAGAGCUACUAACGUACGAUUUAGAUUACUUAGAGUAAAAAAUCUGCUUGGUCAUCUCAUGUCUGUGGCCAGACAAGACCCCACAACCACUAGACGAUACUUUUACUCGAUAAAAGACGUGAGUAUUGGUGGUAGAUGUCGUUGCAAUGGUCAUGCAGAUCUCUGUGACAUAACUGAUCCCACAGAUUCGUAUAAGCUCAUAUGUCGUUGUCAACAUAACACCUGUGGCCACAAUUGCGAAAGAUGCUGUCCAGGUUUUGAACAGAAAGCAUGGAGUCAGUCUAAAUACGAUAAACUAUUCGAGUGUGAACCAUGCAAUUGUUUUGGUCAUUCUGAGAGUUGUGUUUACGACAACGCAACAGACACGUCACAUCUGUCGAUUGAUAUUCACGGGAAAUACGAAGGAGGUGGCGUGUGUCAAAAUUGCCGAGAUCAUACAACAGGUAUCAACUGUGAUAAAUGCGUUUUCGGUUUUUACAGACCCGUUGGAAAGUUGUUGAAUGAAACGGACGUGUGUCAACCUUGUAAUUGUGACCACUUUUAUUCGACCGGAAAUUGUUCGGAAGGUUUCGGUAAGUGUGAAUGUAAGGCCGCUUAUGCUGCCCCAGAUUGUGACCGAUGUAGUGAGGGAUAUUACGGAUAUCCAGAUUGCAAGCCUUGUGAAUGCUUCUUGGAUGGAACAAGAGGAAGACAAUGUGAAAAUACAGGCGGGCAAUGUCCCUGCAAACAAAAUUUCGGUGGAAAAUUUUGUUAUCAAUGUGCCGAUGGCUUUUAUAACUUCCCGCAAUGCAAAUCUUGCGAGUGCAACGAAAUUGGGUCAAGGAAUUCGAUAUGUGACCAAAAGACUGGUCAGUGUUUGUGUCAUAGCAGUUACGGAAAUCUUUCAUGUGAUCAAUGUAACCACGGUUAUUAUGGAUUUCCCACGUGCUCUUAUUGCAAUUGUGAUUUAAUUGGCUCAUUACCAGAAGUAUGUAAUAAAACUAACGGGCAAUGUAUGUGUAAAGAGGGAUAUGCUGGUCCUAGAUGUGACAAGUGCUUACAUAGUUAUAACGGAUAUCCAGACUGUAAGCCGUGUGGUUGUUCAGAACGGGGAAGUGCAACAUCCAUUUGUGAUGCCUCGGGAAAAUGUCCUUGUUUACCUAGUUUUGCUGGGAGAACAUGUGAACAAUGUAGUCCAGGAUACUAUCAAUAUCCCGAGUGCAAAUUCUGUGACUGUGAUAGUCAAGGAUCGAUAGGAGUAUCAUGUGAUAAUGAUGGUAAAUGCAAGUGUAAACCAAAUUUCAUGGGAACUAGGUGUGAUAAAUGUAAGGAAGGUUUAUACAAUUUCCCAAUAUGUGAAGAGUGUAAUUGUAAUCCUGCUGGUGUUCUGUCAACGUUUGUUGGAUGUGGAUCAUUGCCACUGGGUGAAUUAUGCCAAUGUAAACCCAGAGUCAAUGGUAGAAUAUGCGAUGAGUGUCGAGAACUUUUUUGGAACUUACAACCCACAAAUCCAGACGGAUGUCAAGAAUGUGAUUGUUUCAUGCCUGGUGUACUUAGUGGUGUAGGUGUUUGCAAUCCAAAAUCUGGUCAAUGUGUUUGCAAACCAUCUGCUACUUCUAGAAGAUGUGAUGAAUGUUCCGAAGGAUUUUAUAGUUUAAAUGAAAAUAGUUUAUUUGGAUGUACAGAAUGUGGUUGUAAUGUUGGCGGCUCAAUAAAUGAAAAAUGUGAUAAGAAUAAUGGACAAUGUUUGUGUCAACCUAGAAUUGUCGGAAGAGCUUGUACUGAACCAAUGCAAGCACAUUAUUUCCCAACUUUACAUCAACUUUUGUAUGAAGCUGAGGAUGGUAGAACCCCAGCAUAUACUCCAGUCAGAUACGGGUUUGAUGAUAAAUUCUUCCCAGAUUAUUCUUGGAAAGGUUAUGCUGUUUUCUCUCAACUUCAGAGUGAAAUUGUACAAGAACUUAAUAUAGAGAAACCAUCAAUUUAUCGAAUAGUAUUGAGAUAUGUAAAUCUAAAUAAUGAAACCAUAUUGGGUUUAAUAUCGAUAACACCUGAAACACCAAAUAACAUCAAUAUCGAACAAAAGUUCAUGGUACAACUAAAACCUACAAAAACUCCAACCUUUGUGACAGUAUCUGGAGCUACUGGAAAUAUUCCAUCACCCUUUGUGAUGAAUCCUGGACGGUGGGCCGUUACUAUAAAAAUCGAACAGAAUUUGUUUGUGGAUUACUUUGUGAUUUUGCCUGCUGAGUACUACGAAGGAGAUAUACUGGUCGACAAAGUAUUAAAUCCUUGUGUUAUUGAUAACAUCGAAGUUGGUCUAUGCAGACAUUUUGACUAUCCAAGUACUUCUAAAUUUGAUCAAGUCAAGAGCACAACUGCAUUAACUUUAGAGGGCAAAGAACCAAUUGAUUUCGUUGACAAUUUAAAACAAUUGGACAUAUUAGGUGUCCCAAAAUUACCAGUCAUUAGUGAAGCACAGCCAGAACUAGAUCUAGAAUUAUCAAUUGUGAAUCCUGGACCUUAUGUUAUCUUAAUUAAUUACAUGACGCCAUCUUCUAUUCAAACAAAGGCAGUUAUUGAAAUUGAAGUAGAUGAAAAGAUGAAUUCUGGUAAAGCAAUAUUAUACGCUUGUCAUCAUACUACACUAUGCAGGCAAGCUGCAGUGGAUGCUACCGGAAAAGUAGCUUUAUUUGAUAUAAAUAAACCAGUUACCAAAGUAAUACUAAAAGGAGGAAAAGAUCAUUCAAAAGUUGGAAUAGAAUCAAUAGUUGCUUUACCAUUAGAUAAAUGGUCUUUAGACUAUAUAAACCCAAAUCCUUCAUGUGUAAAGAAAGAUGGUAAAUGUAUUCAGUCCUUCUACCCUACUCCUCCUGACACAAAAAAAGUGGAAUUUAAAACCGGAAAUGAGGCUCGUCUCUCCACAACUGCACCUAAAGAUAUAUUUGACAACACCACAGCAUUGAUCAUCCUUGAUCACAAAGACAGUAUUGUAGAUUUGGCUGGAAAAGUUCCUGCUCCAGGAGCUUAUGUUUUUAUUGUUCAAUUUUAUCAACCUGAUUUUCCAGCUUUUGAAAUGAAUGCAUUAAUACAUAAUGGUCAAACAUACGAAGCAGUUUUGCCUAUAAAACAUUGUCCAUCAAACUCGGGAUGUCGUUCUGUAGUAAAACAAGCGAAUGGAAACAUAAAUUUUCAACUGACAGAAAACUUUUUACUAAGUUUAAAGGAGCCAAAUCAUAAAAGUGUUUGGUUAGAAUAUGUUUUGGUUGUCCCAGCUCAGGAAUAUAGUGAUUCUAUUACAGUAGAACAACCGUUUGACUAUACUGGCUUAUUCAUAGCAAAUUGCGGAAGCAAUCAUUUUUAUAUCAACACUUCUACUACAGGUUUUUGUAAAGAAGCCACAUUUUCAUUAACAACUGCAUAUAAUAGUGGAGCUCUACCUUGUAAUUGUAACUCUGAUGGUUCAUUAAGCUAUGUAUGUGAUCCUUAUGGUGGUCAAUGUCAGUGUAAACCUAAUGUAAUCGGUAGACGAUGUGAAGCUUGCAAGACGGGAUAUUUUGGAUUUCCGGAUUGUAAAUCAUGUAACUGUCCAUCAGUCGCUACAUGUGAAACUUCUUCAGGAGAAUGUAUUUGUCCACCACGUGUAGUUGGAAAAAACUGUGAUCAAUGUGAACCAAUGACAUAUGGCUUUGAUCCAAUAAUUGGGUGCGAAGAGUGCAACUGUAACUUUUUUGGCGUGGAAGAUAAAAAUCGUCAAUGUGACUUGUUCAAUGGAUCUUGCGAGUGCAAGGAAAACAUUGUUGGUCGUUCUUGUGAUCAUUGCCGUUCUGGGCAUUGGUCUUUCCCUCGUUGUUAUUUGUGUAAUUGUGACUACAGAGGCACAACGUCUGAAAUUUGUAAUCAGAACAACUCUGAAUGUUUUUGUAAAUCAAAUGUUUAUGGUCAAGCAUGUGAUUUAUGCAAAGAAGGUACAUUUAAUAUACAAGAAAAGAAUGAUGAAGGAUGUUCAAAAUGUUUCUGCUUUGGUAAGACUACUCGGUGUCAAAGCUCCAAUCUUUACAGAACAGAGAUAAACGAUAUGGAAAACUGGUUGUUAAAAAUUGUCAAUGUAACAACUAAACCUAUUAUAAUUGAAGAUGUAGAAUUUAUGGUAGAGAAAAUAGAGGAUAAUGAAAUUGGAGUUGAUUUAACACCUAGAAAGCUUCAAGAAAAAAUUACAUAUUUCUUUGCUCCAAAAAAAUACUUGGGAAAUCAAAUUAAAUCAUAUGGAGGAUUUUUAAAUUAUUCUAUUCAGUAUACAUCAAACCUUUUUGGAAGUGCUGUUGGUGGUCCUGAUGUUAUAUUAUAUGGCCACGAUACUUAUUUGUUUUAUUUUUCAUUGGAACAACCAGCAUCAAGUACCUUGUUCCCAAAUUUUGUUGAAAUUGUAGAACAAAAUUUCAUACUGGCUAAUGGAUUACAGACCACUAGAGAACAAAUAAUGCAAGUUUUACAGAACUUGGAUGGUAUUUACAUCCGAGCUACUUAUUGGGAACCAACAGUGACAACUAGGAUAUCAAGUAUAUCAUUAGAAACUGCACAAGAAGAAUAUAUCCAAUCAAAAGAAAUAGCUUUGUCUGUCGAGCAAUGUCAGUGUCCUGCCAACUACGUUGGAUUAUCAUGUGAAGAAUGUGCCGAUGGUUUCUAUAGAGCACAAACCGGUCCUUAUGGAGGCUUUUGUGUCCCUUGUCAGUGUAAUGGGCAUUCUAAUACUUGUGACAAGGCUACUGGAAUAUGCAAUAAUUGCAAGCAUAGUACCACAGGUGACCAUUGUGAAAAAUGUAUCAUAGGUUACCAUGGAAAUGCAUCUAUUGGUACUCCUUAUGAUUGUCUUAUAUGUGCUUGUCCACUGCCAAUAGCCUCAAACAAUUUUGCAACAGGUUGCGAAGUCAGCCCAGAUGGUAAUAAAAUCAGCUGUGACUGCAUACCUGGUUAUUUUGGAGCAAGAUGUGAGUCUUGCAACGCUGGUUUUUAUGGUAGUCCUGAAACGCCAGGAGAGGUAUGUAAGGAAUGUCAAUGUUCUGGUAAUAUAAACAAGGAAGAUCCAGGAGCAUGUGACUCAAUUACUGGAAAAUGCACACGUUGUUUAAACAGUACGUUCGGUGAAUCAUGUCAAUACUGUAGACCAGGGUAUUUUGGGGACGCUGUAAAUUUGAAGGAUUGUCAAGCAUGUGAUUGUGAUAAAUGUGGAAUGGAAAAAUGUGAUAAUUAUAACGGUCUAUGUGUCUGUCAUCAAAAUGUAGAAGGUGAAAAAUGUGAUAGAUGUGCUGUAAAUCAUUAUGGUUUCGAAACUUGUAAGGGUUGUAAGGCAUGUGAGUGUGCUUUAGCUAGUGAAAGUUCUCAGUGUGAUGAGAAUACAGGAUUGUGUAGAUGUAAGCCUGGUGUUGCUGGUAGAACUUGUGAUCGAUGUAAACCUGGAUAUUGGAAUUAUACUGAAGAAGGAUGCAUAUCAUGUGGUUGCAACUCAGAAUACAGUGUUGGUGUUAGUUGCAAUCCUCGAACAGGUCAAUGUGAAUGUUUACCUGGUGUAAUUGGAGAUAAAUGUGACCAUUGUCCUCACCGUUGGGUAUUAAUACAGCCAGAGCCAAAUAUGGAUCAAAUGACAGGAGUUGGUUGUUUUGAAUGUGAUACUUGUACACAUUCUCUUUUAGAUGUAACGGAUAGUUUAUUUACUAAACUAUACUAUGUCUCCAAUGAAUUUAAAAAUGUGGAAAAUGGAUAUUUCACUGCUCAACGUCUAUUAUACUUAAAUGAUACAGUAUCAAAAUUGAAACCAAAUUUAACUAACCUUAUAUCAAGUAGCACUGACCAAUUCCCACUUAACAAAAACUUGACGGAUUUCCAGAAAGAGAUAACAAAUAUAAAUAGAAAGUCCAAAUCAGCUUUAUCAGAUGCUUUGGUAUUAUCAUCAAAAGGUGAUAUAACAAAUAAUAUCGCAGUAGAAGUGAGUUUAGCGAUGGAUGAAGCUGUAUCACAAUCUUCUAAAGCUGUUUUUGAAGUAACUAAUUUGGCGCAAAGCCUUCAAGACGGUGCUGGGCCACAAAUCGAUACAGCAUUAAAUGAAGCACAAAUGUUGUUGGAAGAUAUAAAAAAAUCGCUUCCAGACAUGGCAAAUAAAUAUAAUGAGUCAAAAACUUUACUUAAUAAAUCAAUUGAAAUUCAUGAAAAAAUGGCACUGUUUGCAUCACCGUUAGAAACACCUUCUCAAUCAUUAAAAUCUUUAAAAAAUAAAAAAAUAAAGUUUUAUGAUGACAUUAUAGAUAUUAAAAACUAUACGGGUAUUGCUAAAGAUAAAGCAAUGCAAACUGGUUCAAUAAAUGAUGCAAACCGAGAAUCGUUGACAAAAGAAAAUGAUCGAAUAAGUUCAUUGACUAAAUUAAAAGAUAUGGCAAAUGAUGGUAUGGAAAUUUUGAUGAAAACAGUGAAAGAGGCAUUAGAUGAUAUAAAAAAAUCUAAGGAUGCAUUUGCAAACAUUGGUGCCGAAAAUGUUUCAUUGAAAGACGCUAAAUAUAGUGUAGAAUCUACAAUUGAAAUAGAACAACGAAAAUUGGAAGAAGUGAAAAGAGGUCUGGAUGCAGCAAAAGAACAUUCGGAUAGACUCAAGGAGCAGGCUGAUUUGAUGGAGUCUUUAGUCAAAAAUUCAACCUCUGCAUCUGAAACAGCAAUUGCAGCUGCAAACUCAUACAAGAAUAUAGUAGCGGAAAUAGAAAAAUCGUUAAAUGCUGCUGAAAAUGCAAGUACUGCAGCAGAAGAAACCAUUAAUAAGUCAAGAGGACUUGACGAAAGAGUUGCUGUAGCCGACCAAAAUUCAACAAAAUUACUCCAGGACGUUAAAAUGGCUUUAGAACAAGUACAGGGAGGCUUAGAAGAAUCAUUAAAAGAUGCUAAAUAUAAAUCUUCAAUAGUUUCAAAUUCCAAAAAUCAAUAUGACCAAAGAAUAGAUGAGAUAUUUAAACAGUUAGAACAGAUUGUAUCUGAAACUCCAAAAUCAGAGAAUAACAUGGAAACUGUCAUGGCCAACGAUGAGAAGUCUCGGAAAUUAAUUGAUAGUCUUGAUAAUGUUGUUAAAUCAUUACCAGAUCAUCUUAUUGCAGCCCAACAGCUCAAUAAAGACACUGAUAAAGCUAUUAAAGAUGUUACACAAUCAAAUAAGCAAUUGGAUACUGCACUAUCACUUUUACCAAAUGCUACUGAUUCUAUUAAUCGUCUGAAAAAUAAACCAGAAGAACUUCAAAAGGUAAUAGAAAAGUUGAAGUCUACCGUAAAAUCACUUCAAACUAAAGUUAUUACAAGCAGAAAUAUGGUGAAUAGAAUUAAAGUUGGUGUAAAUUUAUCAAAGAAUUCAACUCUUGAACUUCGAAAUCCUGAAAAUCUAGCACAACAAAGUAUAAGCACUCUUGCAUCAAUAUACAUUAAAACAGAUCAGCCAAAAGGCCUGAUAAUGUAUCUUGGAAAUGAAGUUGGUACUAGUCGAAGAAUGAGAAGAUUUAAAACUGAUGAUUUCAUGGCACUACAAGUUGAUAAUGGUUAUUUAGUAUUAUUAAUCGAUAUUGGUUCUGGCACUACAACACUUUCUAGUGAUAAAAUAGUUUCCGAUAACAAGUGGUAUAAAGUCGUUGUUGAAAGAACUGGUAAAACAGUGAAAUUGGUUGUACACGACGAUGUAGGAAAAGGCUCAAUUUCUAAUGUAACAACUUAUUCUAAAGAAACAAUUCUGCCUGGAAAUUCUUCUAGUUUAAAUUUAGAUAAAGAUCACUCAAAAUUAUUUGUAGGAGGUUUACCUGCUACAUUCCAAGCCCAAAAUGAUAUAGUAGAUCAAUCGUUAGAAGGUCGUGUAGAAGAUCUAAUGCUUGGAAAUACAUUUGUUGGCCUUUGGAACUUUGUAGAUUCUUCAGGUGUAAAUAGUGGAUCAAUUGAAAGGAAUAAAUUUAUGAACACGUCUAGUUCUGGAAUCCGAAUGAAUGGCGAAGGAUAUGUUGUUAUAGAAUCUCUUUCUUACCAAUUGAAAUCUAAAUCAUCUAUUCUUUUAAGUAUAAAAACCACAUCUACUGAUGGACUAAUAUUUUUAGCAUUUAAGGACAAUACUUUUAUGUCUAUUGAGCUGGAAGGAGGAAAUAUUGUUUUUCGACUAAAUUUGGGUGGCAAUACUACAACAAUAAUUUCUCCUCUCACGUAUAACGACGAUAAAUGGCAUACAAUUGAAGCAUCUAGAGAUGGUAAAAAAUCUAUACUGAAAAUUGAUGGAGAAAUCAUAGACAGUGGAGUAUGCAAUGGAAUAGGAACAGAUCUACAGGUUUCUGAACAUUUGUACAUCGGUGGUUAUCCAAAAGAUCAUGGAAUUAAAGAAGUAUCAAUGUUAAAAUAUGACGGAUGUUUAGACAAUGUACAAAUUACUUCAGUACAAGUAAAUCUCAACAAGAAUGUUGAUGCCCAGGGUAUUAUUUCUGGAUGUUCAGAAAAGAUUACUAGCCUUGUAUCAUUUAAGGCAGGCAGUAGAGGCUAUGUCAGAUCGCCAAAAUUAAUCGCAUUAGAUAAUUUAAUUGAAUUAAUAUUAAGAUUUAAAACUACUCAAUCAAAUGGUUUACUAGUAUAUGGUAAAGAUGGGUCUGUUUUUUCAUUGCGUAUAAAAUCUGGGAUCUUAAUAUUUGAAAGUGGGGGAAUUCGUGUUUCUUCCACACAGUCUACACGAUACGAUGAUGACCAAUGGCAUGAUGUAUUUGUUGCGCACACAAAUCAAGAGCUUUUGCUACGUGUUGAUGAUUUUGAUAAUUUCCAAUCUGAAAAUCGUCCGUCACCAGUGCGGUUCUUAUACUCUGACUUUUUCUUUGGUGGUGUACCACCGGAAGUUGAUGCUGAAACUUCAAUGUCCGACUCGUUUGUUGGUUGUAUUAGUGAUGUUACAUUCAAUGGGAAAAUAAUUAAUUUUGCUCAGCUUACUGAUGCACCUAGAGCUAUAAUAGGAAGAUGUACAGAGACAUCACAAUCUGUAUUUACUGUACCAGAGUUCAAUAACACAAUGAAACCAAAAAAACCUCCACUAAGGGAUGAAGCAGAUAUGAGUAUCCUGUCACCUUUUCUACAAACUACUCUCUCUCCUACACUUGUCCCAGAUGAAAUAACCUAUCCUCCAGUAGGAUUAUGCGCACUAUCACUAAAUCCACAAUUAGAUACUGAUUUAAAUAAGGAUAGUGGAUUUAGAUUUGGAAAUCAAGUGGGAAGCCGGUUUGAAUAUGAUUCAAUAAUGAUAAAAACUAAAAAUAACAGAAACGAUAUUUCAGUAGAAGUAAAAACUUUUAGCACAGAUGGAAUAAUAUUUUUUGCCCACCAAUCCGACGAAACUGACUUUAUGGCUGUUUAUUUGAUUGAAGGAAAAGUCAACUAUCAAUUAAGCUGUAACUCUCAACCAGCUACAAUCAAAGCUCAAUGGCCAAUUAAUGAUGGAGAGUGGCAUUCUAUUAACUGGACUAGGUCUAAUACAAAUGCUGAGUUAUCUGUAGAUGGUACACCAGUUGGAUUCAGUAGUAUGUCAGAAUGUAAAAACACAAAUUCACCAUUCUAUUUUGGAGGCACUAAUCCAAUAGCUUAUCAAAAAGUUAUUGAAUUUAUAGGAAUGAAUGUAACAUUUGAAGGUUGCUUACGCAAUUUUAAAGUAAACUCUAAAGAUUUAGGAACUCCUAGUCAUAAAUAUGGUGUAACCAAAUGUUCAGACAAAGUUGAAGAAGGAGCAUUUUUCUAUGGAAACGGCGGUUACAUCAGAUUAUUGGAAAAAUUCGUUAUUGGUUCAGAAAUUGAGAUUUUAAUGGAUAUAAAACCAAGAAGUGUUGAUGGAAUUUUGUUGUCAGUUCAAACAGUAAAGAAAAACUUUUUAAUUUUGGAAAUGAAAAAUGGAACAAUAUCAUUUUCUGUAGAUACUGGUAAAGGUCCAAUUUCUGCUUCCUUUACACCAACAUCUCCUUACUACUUAUGUGAUGGCUUAUGGCAUAGAAUUAAAGCUCUGAAGCUAAAAAAUGUUGUACAGUUAGGUGUAGAUAAUAUGUUUGCAACACCAGACCAGUAUGGUAAAGGAGGAACAUCCAGCAUUAAAUCAAGCAAAUCAUUAUACCUUGGUGGUAAUCCAAUAUACAACAAUCGUCAAUCUAAUGGAUACUUAGGAUGUAUACGGAAUGUUGAAAUAGUUCACAAUAAUUUACAUGAAAAAAAUGUAUUUAAGAAGUUUCCAACCCAGUUGGUGCAUGGAGAUGUAGCAUUAAGUGUUUGUCCAACAAUUUAAAGUUACUAUUCAAUAUCCUGUAUAGAUAAAAGCAAAUAUUAUUCAUAAAUUAUUUUUAAAUUUAAAAUAUUUUAUAUUUUUGUAAAUAAUAUUUUUAUUUUAUGAUAAUUAAUAAUAAUAACUUGGUCAUUUUUAUAUUGCAUAAAUAUAUAAACAUAGCCGAUUAAAAUAUAAAAGGUAAUUGUACAAAAUAAGAGUAGUUAUAUCUACUUUUAAAGCCAGUAAGACUUAAUUCCAUAAAAUAAAUAGUAUAACAAUUAAUAAAAAAUUAUAUAAUAACAUAUUAUAUUACUUACAAUAUAUAGUACAAAAGUGUAAUCAUCUUUAUUUCAAUUUUAAAAGAAUCAAGUAUAUUAAAAAUAUAUAUUUAAAUACACA